Messenger RNA from Pseudo-nitzschia multistriata, 2293 nucleotides. The record is from the annotation of a GenBank genome assembly. NCBI's taxonomy places the organism in Eukaryota, Bacillariophyta, Bacillariophyceae, Bacillariales, Bacillariaceae.
CCUAAUAAUAGUACUCGUACUGCAAUUAUUUAAAUGAAGAAGGGAAAUCCAAUACGUGGAUGUGGAGAGUGCGUACAGAUUGGAGCGCCUUCCAUCCAUGAAGAAACGAAUCAUCGUUGCGGCAAACCGCAGUGUAGUGAUGGAUUUUGACUUGCGACGGAGUGCGCAUCGCUCUGCUGCGGUGUURRUUAUGAAUUAGCACUCCACWUCCACCGAUCGGGUCGAUUCAACUCCGUUCCCGAUUAGGAUUGCCUUCUGGGCCUUGAGUUCUGCCAGGCGGCCCUCGAUUUCCUGCUGGCGCGACAGGAGGUCCCUCUCUAGGUCCUCGAUCUCUUCCAGGGAGCGGUGGACCCCUUUGAAGUCGGGGGGAAGGGUGGGGACCCCGGGAUACAUGUGCCCUGGCACGACGUCGUAUUUCUCUCCCUUGUCUUCCUCGAACUUGCUGGGAUUGGCCUUGGCCCUUGCAGCGCGUUCCUCGGCGGUUCCGAUGUAGACCUCGUCGCGCUUGAACUUGACGAUCUUUCGGUGGAUGCGGGCCACCACCCAGGAGCCCUGGCAGAUGCCGGUCCACUCGAGUGCGAGGCAGAACCUGAGCAGAACGUAGGUGAUGGGAGUGGACAAAAAGGCCAUCGGAAAGGCCGACGCCACGAGCUGCCAUGCGAUGGAAGCCACGAUGGUGGUAAUGAGUGCCCCGAGCAGCCCUGUGGCGAAAAAGGCCUGGGUCGCAUCGGAGACCCCAAAGAUAUUUUCGUCCCCGGCCUGGAGCUGGACGGUGGUGACGCGGGCAAUGAUGAAAAAACAGAGCGUCACGCACAUCUGACGGCCGAUCAUGAAUCCGGGAAGGUUGCGCCCGUCGCCCUCGAAAAGGACGUCGCAGGUUCGCUUGGCCCAGGUAGACCUGGCACGUUCUGCCUCGGUCAUACGGGCCACGGCAAAGAAAGCGAUCUGCAUGCCCUCGAGCAUACCGACCACGGACAUGAAGAGGAAAAAGAGCAAGAUCGUCAGCCAGCUGGGGACGCCUUCCCACAUGGUGGUCUGGCCGUUGAGAAUGGCGUACAGGGUGACAGCAAAGGCGAAGCACAGAAUGGCAGUCGACACGAGGACGCGUGCCCAGAAGAAGAUGUUCUGUACCAGACUUCGUGGUGGUUCCUUGGAUUCGAGAGGCUGGCCAGCGGCCCACGCGAAAAAUAUCUGGACGGGGUAGCAACAGUGCAAGAGACCGGAGACCUCGAUCAACCGGGCGGUUUGCAUGGUAAAGUAGGCAAAGAAGUUAUUGACGUAGUCCAACAUGCACCUCGAGGCGUUCACUUGGGCCGAGAUCUUUCCGAUCAUGGCCGUCAUGAAAAAGACGGCCAAUCCGGUGUCCAGGAAAAUCUUGUUGAUGGCGAUAGGCAUGCCCAGAAUCGACAAGGACGCAUCGAUGGGGUGGACGCAGAGGUUCUCUACAAAGACCAGGGCCAGCACCAUAAACUGGCGUCCCAUCAGGUACCGAUCGAGUGUUUCGCCUUUGUUGAUGAUGGCCAUGAUCUUGUGGGUGGUGGGGUGGCUUUCCUUGUAGAGCUCCAUAUCCACGGGGGGGAGACCAACGAGAGACGCCUGUCCUCCCUCAACCAUGGAUAGCCAGUAGAGGGCGAUCCAAAAGAGAAAAAAGGCACCCCAUGCUGUUGCUUCCGAGAUCUUGGUAUUCUUUUCAAAGAUCACCGUGAGGACAAUGAUCGAGCAGAAAAUCAACAGGCACGUCGAAUAAAUCUCCUUGAACCACAUGAAGAUCCCCUUCUUCGAGGAGGGGGUGCCGUCAGUAGGCUUUGCGCUUUCUUCUCCCAACAUGGUGCAAAUUUUAGUUCUGUAAUAGUUAUUGUAUUGCUUGGUAAUUUUCUCUUGAGGGAUGGGAGGGUUGCGAGACAAUGGCAUCGAAUGAAAUUCUAUGAUUUUUUCGCAGAAUGCAAAAUGAACGAUCCUUUUCAGGGAUUGAAGCGAAAAUUGAUGGGUUGGUUUUUCCUUUCUACUUUUGCAACAAAAUUUGGCGGAUCCUUUCGGACUCCCUCCAGGCGUUCACAGGAUCCAUCGGAAACUCGAGCCGUUCGUUGAAAUUUCAAAAUCAACAYCUGAAUUCCAGUUUCGGUGCAGUUACCGGCGUGCCAUACGCAUCGCGCCAAACAUCCAAUCGAUCACUCGUUCGUGUCACAAGACAUAUCGGUAUAUCUUUAUUCGACGCCCAGCUUGCCGGGCAAUCAACGACUAUUCGGGUCGUUUAGAAGAUUCCUCCUUCUCAAAAGAAAAUCAAUCACCAGCC